CUGCAGCUCUUCAUGUGGCUGCCCGUGAGGGUCAGAGUGAGAUCCUCCAGACUCUCCUUGCUGCUGGAGCUAGUGUGGAAGCAAAGGACAGAGCUGGCAUGACUCCACUGGCCAUGGCUGCUGAAGCAGGUCAGUCCUUCAUCAUGGAAGAACUCUUGCUUGCAAAUGCAGAUCCAGAAGUGAUGGAUUCCCUUGGUCAGAAUGUCCUGCAUCAUGCUGUCACCUCAGGGAAAGCUUCUUGUGUGACACUACUGUUGCGUCAUGGAACAAAUGUGAACACCCGAACUCAUGAAAACUGCACAGCCCUUCACUUGGCUGCAGCAGCUGGUCAUGAAGAGAUUGCCAGCCUUCUAAUUUCUGCUGGAACAACAGUGGAUUCUCGAGACUCCAGAGGUCUGACUCCAUUGCAUCUGGCUGCUAUGGAAGGUCACAUCAAGGUCAUUGUCACCCUCAUCCUCUUCCAUGGUGCUCCAAUCAACACCCUUGGAUUCUCAUAUAUGUUUCCUAGGCCAACUCCGUUGGAUCUGGCCAUUGCUGAGAACCAGGCAGAAAGCCGACACGUACUGCUUCAGCUUGGUGGGAAAACUGGAGCAGAAGUUGCUCUCACAGCUGCCUGCAUCAUACAAAAAUGUUAUCGUGCACGAAGGAAGCGGGGAAAGGCUUUUCAUUGGUACAUCAUGCUUGCAAAGCUGAAAGGUCUUCGGGCCCCUCCACCUCAAUCUUCGUAUUCCCCCAUGCCUGUGCCUGGUGCCCAUUCCCCUCGAAGUCCAGCUGCACCAUUGGUACCUGUAUCACCAAAAAGAGGCUGGAUGAGCCAAGGUAAUGAGGACAAGACAAAAAAGAAGCCAGAUCAUCUCAUGCCACCGGGUCUCCUUCAACCUCCUCUGCCUAUUCAAAUGCCACGAGCUUCCUCCACCAGCCAGCUUCAGGAUCUCCUCUCCAAUCUCUCUGAAGGAGAAGGAGGAAAAGGAGACUGCAAGAACGAAGGAGGAGGGGAUGUGCCUGAAAACUACAAUCCAUGGCCAUACUACUCAUUCACGGGGAAGCUGAGGCCUUGGCCGGUGACCCCAGGUCGAGUUGUCUCGGAUCAUAUUCCACGACCAGACUAUGCAGAUCACCCACAGGGACAUUCUCUCUCAGAGCAGAGUCUGCGAGGGAACACUGUGAUCAAGGUCCUCACUGAUGAGGAGCAGGAGGGCUUACGGGUUGCCUGCAAGUUGGGGCGUGAAGUGCUGGAUGAAGCAGCUCAGGUGGUAGACUUGGGGGUGACAACAGAUGAGAUAGACCGCAUUGUUCAUGAAGCCACUAUUGAUCGAGAGUGUUACCCAUCCCCACUCAACUACUACAAUUUUCCCAAGUCAUGCUGCACAUCAGUCAAUGAAGUCAUCUGCCAUGGAAUACCUGAUAGCAGGCCACUCAGAGAUGGAGACAUCAUGAAUGUUGAUGUGACGGUGUAUCACCGGGGAUUUCACGGAGAUCUGAAUGAAACAUUCUUGAUUGGGAAUGUCAGUGAUACAGCCAAGCGACUCGUAAAGACCACAUGGGAGUGCCUUCAAAAUGCUAUUGCUAUGGUGCGUCCUGGGGUACGCUACAGAGAGGUGGGGAAUGUGAUUCAGAAGCAUGCACAAUCAGAAGGUUUCUCUGUGGUGCGCAGCUACUGUGGGCAUGGUAUCCACAGACUCUUCCACACUGCUCCCAAUGUUCCUCAUUAUGCCAAGAACAAGGCAAUUGGGGUGAUGAAGCCAGGCCAUGUCUUCACCAUUGAGCCUAUGAUUUCUGAAGGGCUGUCACGA
Messenger RNA from Darwinula stevensoni, 1793 nucleotides. NCBI's taxonomy places the organism in Eukaryota, Metazoa, Arthropoda, Ostracoda, Podocopida, Darwinulidae. The record is from the annotation of a GenBank genome assembly.